Molecule: messenger RNA, 2234 nt
Organism: Sipha flava (yellow sugarcane aphid)
Lineage: Eukaryota; Metazoa; Arthropoda; Insecta; Hemiptera; Aphididae
Product: protein ST7 homolog
Exons: 11
Coding region: 296-1891 (531 amino acids)
Source: RefSeq, a predicted model, not a curated record
AGCGGCGGAUUAAUUCAUUUUCGUGGUUCAGUGGUUGAUAUCGAUCGAGUAAUAGGAUUUUUGAGUACACCGUAUCUGCGAUUAACUGUUGCCUCUAACUAUUUACCGUUGUAGCGCCGCAGCAGUUGCGCGGACGUUGCGGUUUUCGUAAACCGUUGUCAUUGUGUUCGUUCACCGGGCACCGGUCGGUUAUCGUUUGCCGCCGACCGGUAAUGUAACCGGUAACGGCUCUCGCAUUACCACUGCGAAUCUUUUAACCGUAGACUCUUUCUCAUUCUCCUCGUCCGUCCGAAAAAUGAUCAAAACAUUCAUCGGUUGGAUUUGGAGGAAACUCUGGUGGGCGUGGUAUUUGGCAAUAACCUUAGUCGUGUGCUACACCAGGGAUUGUCUUCGGAAAAGGGCCAUCUGGGACGUAGUUGCUGUUUUCAUGGAUUCCUUGACGCCAAAAUUUUACAUUGCACUUACAGCUACAUCAUCACUGAUAUCAGCUUUAAUAAUGGUUUUGGAAUUGAUAUAUUUUCAAAGAUAUGGAGUGUCUUUUAUUGAACAAUUUUCACUCAACUAUAUAAGUCCUUGGAUUGGCGGAGAUAACGAUAAUAACCAACAAGUACCAGAAUGCAAAGUAUGGAGAAAUCCUUUGGGUCUUUUUCGGGGUGCAGAAUAUUCAAGAUAUUUCAAUGCAACCAAACGAGAUCCUUUGACGUUUUAUGAUAUGAAUUUAUCAGCCCAAGAUCAUCAAGCAUUUUUCAUAUGUGAUGCAGAUAAUGGAAAACCAGAUUAUGAAAUAAUGCAAGCUGCAUGGAGGGAAAGGGUACCAGCUGCAAGAAUAAAAGCAGCACAUUUGGCUUUGGAAAAAAAUGCUGACUGUGUUACAGCUCUUAUAAUGUUGGCUGAAGAAGAAGCACCAACUAUGUUGAAAGUUGAAAAAAUUCUACGAAAAGCACUAAAAUUAGCUGAAGCUAAUUACAAAAAAACUCAAAAAUCUCAUCAUUUGGAUGCUAACAUAGAAAUGCAACACAGGCGGGAUUUAAAUGUCUUAAUAUACAUACGAAGGCGAAUAGCAAUGUGCUGUAGGAAGUUAAGAAAGUUAAAAGAAGCCGCAAAAAUGUUUAGAGAUUUAAGCAAGGAAAUGCCUCCGAUUAUGAACAUACUUAAUGUUCAUGAAAAUUUAAUUGAAGUAUUAUUAGAAAUGCAAUCAUAUGCCGAUGUACAAUCAGUGUUGGCUAAAUACGACGAUAUAAAUUUACCGAAAUCAGCAGUCAUCUGUUAUACUUCUGCAUUGUUGAAAAUCCGUAUUAUCGCUGAAAAAUAUAACGGAGGAAAUUCAUUGAAAAAAGGACUUAAUCAAGCGGAAGAAGUAGCACUUGAAGCUAUCCACCGAGCUGUUGAAUUUAAUCCACAUGUUCCAAAAUAUUUAUUGGAAAUGAAAUCGUACAUCUUUCCUCCUGAACACAUACUGAAAAGAGGAGAUUCGGAAGCUGUGGCGUACGCAUUUUUCCAUUUAGCCCAUUGGAAACGAAUAAAAGGAGCUUUGACUGUGCUAAGUGUCACUUGGGAAAGUGCGUUCAACCAAAUUCCAUACCCUUUGGAAAAAGGAUACUUAUUCCAUCCUUAUCCAACAUGCACAGAGUUAGCAGACAGAGAAUUAUUACCCAAUUAUCAUAAAGUUAGCGUAUUUCCACAAAAAGAUUUACCAUUUUUCAUUCACUUUACAGCCGGUCUAAGUUCCUUUACAGCAUUACUUGCUUUACUCAUAUAUCUCCAUCCACAAUUUACUGGCAGUCUUGUUUAUAUUUUAUGCAUGUGGAUUAUUGUUCCAGUAAAUUAUUGUCUAGAUCGUUUGGAGACAAUGCUUCCAAACAAUGUUAUGGAUAUUCUCUCUAAUAUUUGAUCUGAUUUAUCCUUCCAUAGCUUAUAAUGUUUUUAUUUUGACUGUAAAUAUGUAUAUUUAACAAUGGAGAGCAAAACAAUCCCAACUACAUUUUUAUGAUAAUUUUUGCCCUUUUUGUAAAAUAUAAGUUUUAAAUUAAUAUUGAAACAAAACUAGUCAAACUGCGGUUCAGAUCAAAUCAUCUCUUGGACAAUUAUUAGCUAUGUACAAAUUAUAGUGAACUAUUCAACAAAUGAAUAUUUCUCUCUUAACAUAAUUUAUAACUGUAAACUUAAGUAAUGCCAGAGUAUUUGUACUACUAUUUUUAAUUUAAUUUAUUUAAAUAAAAUCUGAUAGUUAUUUA